GCAAAUUAAAGGAACUUAAUGGCAGUGCCACUGAAGAACAUAAACUCACAGAAGAUGACUUGAUAAUCCUAGAAAAGUUACUGUCUGCAGUAUGCAACACUUCUGCAGAAACACCCACGGCACAGCAACUUCAGACUUUGUGGAGAGCAGUUCACUGGCCUGAAGAUAUUGUCUUUCCAGCCCUAGACAUUCUUAGAUUGUCUGUCAGGCAUCCCACUGUGAAUGAGAACUUCUGCAGUGAAAAGGAUCACGUACAGUUUAUCACCCUUCUCCUUAAAUUUCUGAACCCUGAAGGAAAGCAAGCAAACCAGCUGUUGGCACUUAGAGCUCUGUGCAAUUGUUUUGUCAGUCGGGCAGGCCAGAAGCUCAUGAUGGAACAGAGAGAUGAUAUAAUGACGCAAGCAAUAGAAGUGAAAUCGGGCAAUAAUAAGAACAUCCACAUCGCACUUGCCACACUGACGUUGAACUAUGCUGUGUGUUUACAUAAAGUCAACAACAUUGAGGGCAAAGCUCAGUGUUUAUCAGUAAUCAGCACAGUUAUGGAAGUUGUUCAAGAUCUUGAAGCCAUUUUUAGACUGCUUGUGGCCCUCGGGACACUAAUCAGUGAUGAUACAAAUGCUGUGCAAUUAGCUAAGUCUCUUGGAGUUGACUCUCAAAUAAAAAAGUAUGCCUCUGUAUCAGAACCAGCUAAAGUAAAGGAAUGCUCUAGGUUUGUUCUUAAUCUGCUAUAAUUGUUUUUCUUAGCAUUAGGAGACAGUGUAUGCAGAAAAAAAAGGAAGCUUUUGUUCAUAUUUUGUGACAGACUAUAACUGAGAAAAUACUGUGGAUUAAUUAAACUUGAUUUGUUGCAAGAUACAGAGCAAAUAAAACUUUUUAC
Messenger RNA from Antrostomus carolinensis (chuck-will's-widow), 877 nucleotides. RefSeq names its product phospholipase A-2-activating protein-like. The annotation marks the transcript as partial. The record is from RefSeq and is a predicted model, not a curated record. The transcript has 2 exons. NCBI's taxonomy places the organism in Eukaryota, Metazoa, Chordata, Aves, Caprimulgiformes, Caprimulgidae. Gene Ontology annotation, cellular component: cytoplasm; nucleus. Gene Ontology annotation, biological process: proteasome-mediated ubiquitin-dependent protein catabolic process; ubiquitin recycling. Gene Ontology annotation, molecular function: ubiquitin binding.